Molecule: messenger RNA, 645 nt
Organism: Manihot esculenta (cassava)
Lineage: Eukaryota; Viridiplantae; Streptophyta; Magnoliopsida; Malpighiales; Euphorbiaceae
Product: gibberellin-regulated protein 11
Exons: 3
Coding region: 63-398 (111 amino acids)
Source: RefSeq, a predicted model, not a curated record
CAGUACGUACACCAAUUCACAAAAUUAAAAAGAGAGAGAGAGAGGAAUUAGGCUAUCAAGCAAUGGGCGUCCUGAAGACUUUACUCCUCGUAAUUGUUCCUCUAGCAUUUAUCUGCUAUCUUGUUCAAUCUGAUCAAAUGCCAUAUCUUGAUUUUGCAUCGGCAAUGUUUCAGGUCAUCGAAGAAGUGGUGGAUGCUUCGUUGCCACAACAAAUAGAUUGCGAUGGAGCUUGUGCUGCGAGGUGCCAAUUGUCAUCGAGGCCACACCUGUGCAAGAGAGCAUGUGGGACGUGCUGUGCCCGUUGCAACUGCGUUCCUCCUGGAACUUCCGGCAACUAUGAUGCAUGUCCCUGCUACGCCAAUAUGACAACCCACGGUGGCCGGCACAAGUGUCCCUGACUCACUGCCACUGCUUUUGCUCCUCUUCUCUCCUCUCUCUAUAUAAUCUAUCAAAUGGAUUAGACAUUGUGAAAUGAAUGAUACAUGAGUGAUAAUUUAUGGUCAUCUUUAAAUUCCCUGUAAAAUAAUUUGUACAAGGCAACAACUAAUAAGACCAAAAGAACAACUAAAACGGUGUCAUUUUGAAAGCAAUUCCCUACAUUUAAAUAAAAAUUGGUGGCUUUUGGCACACGCCAUGUGCACAGUC